CGCGGCGGCAACUUUUCACCUCUUCAAAAGCUGAGUAGCUUCCUCCUCUUCGCUGCGACCUUUCGGGGACCUUUCUAUCUCUUCUUCCUACUCAUGUGCUGAGUGUGUGUUUCUUGCAAGGAAGUGCCGCGGGGACGCGCCCCCAAAGUUGCGCCUUGCUGCCCCCUUCUACCUCUCGCUUUGCUUGAAAAAGAAAGAAAUGAAAGCCCUGUCGGAUGUCCUUCCUAAGGUAGCUUGCAGUGCAGUCUUGAGCCUGUGCUAGGCUGCCAUGCAGUUGUCCUAGUCACGGUCGACUCAGCGCAUGACGCAAAAUGGCAGGGGCCGAGUGACAUCACCGAAGUGAAGGUCGCUGCCUACGUCAGCAUACCUUUAACGAGAAAUGCGGCUCCCCUUCGCCCCCCUGCCCGAUUGAGUAUUUCUUGCUGUUUCGAGUUGACUCGAUACUUUGCGAUACCCCCCAAGUGCAUUGGUGGCUCAUUUGAGGGGAAUUUGGAAGCCUGGGCGUAGGGAAGCUCUGCCGCUGCGGUGGUCACCCGUCUUCUUCAAGCAGGGUGGUUUGACUGCUGCAGCUAUGGAGCCGCAUUCUGUUCCACAGUCUGAUGCUCACGCGCCACUUGCGCAUGCAAACGCCGUGGACUUGGAUGGCGAACGGCCCGAGCCCCUGACCAACAAACCUCGGGAGACUGCUGCAGGGGAGCUGCACGAGUCAGCCGCGCACUCUGCUCAUACACCCUCAUUAAACCCUGUUCCAAACCCAAACCCCGCGCUGGGAAACCACGCCGGCAGCUGGGGCGCUGCACCGGCGACUGGGAUCCCCUCCCAUUUCCCUUCCCAGGCCCCAUUUCACGGCCCUCCGUUGACCAAAGGAGAUGACGCGCUCGCGUUUGACUUGGAGGCGGGCCGGCGACCGGGGUUGAACGACGGGUAUAGCGGAGGGUUUAAUAACGGGCUCAACGGAGGGUUUCAGGAAGGGGUUAAGCGGUCAACCAGGCACGAGCGGUGGCUUGAGCGGCAGGCGCAGAAACAGGGCCCCUGGGGAGAGGGCUUCCAGGGCAUCCAUGUUCUGUUGUGGCUGAUUCCAGUCAGUGGAGGCCUGGGCUACGCGUUUGUACUCCCAUGGAUCCACCCCUGGGCCCUGCGUCUGACGCUGUACAUAACGGUGGGGGUGUGCCUGUGCCUGGCGCUGGUCUGUCUCUACCUCGUCAACCAGCUAGACCCCGGGGUCGUCACACCGCAGCCCAUGAAAGAUCCCGAAGUUGUUGCGGCAGAGUCGGGUCAGCCCUCGCGCCUGUGCAUGGACGGGCGCGCGCAAUGGGUGCGGCCACCCCCUUGUUACACGGGCCCGAUGGGGGUGGGGACGCAGAUCCGCGGCUGGGAGCGGUACUGCAGCACGUGCAACAUCUGGCGGGGGCCGCGCGUUACGCACUGCAGCGUCUGCGGAUACUGCAUGCUGCGCUUCGACCACCACUGCGCGGUGGUGGGCACGUGCAUCGCCCAGAACAACCACCGCUUCUUCGUCGUCUUCCUCAUGAGCAGCGGCGUCGGCGCCGCCCUGCUGUUUGCAGCGAGCAUCAUUCUUCUGGUGCAGCGGCAUUGGGAGGGGAGCCAUGCCUGGAGCGACUGGCACACUUACCUGGGGCUGCUCAUGACCUUCUACUACUUUUACCUCGCCUUCCUGCUGCUCUUUGGCUGCUGCCACCUGUGCCUCCUGCUAUGCGACCUGACGUCGAAGCAGAUGGCGCAACGUCGGAUUAACGAGGCCUUUGGCGGGUUUUGCUCCUGUCUCCGCAAUUUGGUGCGCGUGUGCUGCGCGCCCAUCCGUCACAAGCGUGACGUCAUUCCCCCGUACAACAUCGGCCAGCCGCCCCCCGCCCGAAUCAACCGAGCCGGUCACCAAGCGCCGGCGGGCCGGGACUUAGAGCCGGGAAAGAGCCCCGAGGGAUCCCCCGGGGAGACCGGGUGGAAAGACAUUGAGCAGGGGGUGUUGAGAAACGGGGGAGCAGUGGGGGAAAGAAACAGAGAGACGGCGGGUUUGGAUGGAUCGGACGAUCACGUGGUUAGCGAGGGCGUAGCGGUGGGAGUAGACCCGGGAAUGCGGGCGCGAGCUGAGGGGGAUUUUCAGGAGGAAGAGAACCGGCGGGUUGGGGAGGUGGCGCACUUGGGACCGCUGUUCCCGGGCAUGUGACGUGGCAGGCGUCACAAGGGUUGAGAUCUGUUCGAUCCGGCUUGUUUCUAAUGACAAGAUUCUGUUGCGCGCGCUUGCCAAUUCUUCUGGUAAAUACUUGGUUUGAAACUGCUACAGCCGAGCUCGAGCCCGGAAAGGGCUUUUGUACAAUUGAAGCUAGCCGGAAAGGGCUUUUGUACAAUUGAAGCUAGCUAAGUGUAACUGAGGCUUGUAAAGAGUACGCCGUAGGAACGUGUUUGUUUAAACAUGGAUGCGGCUCGCUUGUAUCUAACAUAUAAGGCGCCAGCGAGGCGCUUCGUCGCGUUUAGAAACAGGUUAUAUAUCCACGUG
Molecule: messenger RNA, 2515 nt
Organism: Klebsormidium nitens
Lineage: Eukaryota; Viridiplantae; Streptophyta; Klebsormidiophyceae; Klebsormidiales; Klebsormidiaceae
Source: the annotation of a GenBank genome assembly